UCAACUGACAGCAUGUGCACAAUCGUUUGUUGUGUACGCAAUUGCAAAUAGGUAAAAUUGAAUGAAAAUGUACAAAAGAAAAGAAAACCUGUUAUCUUAAUGGCUAGGACAUUUAAGUAGUAUUAUUCAAACUAAAAAAAUAUAAUCAAAAACCCGUGAAGCUCUUUAAAUAUUUUGAGCGCUUUGAAUGUCUUGUGUAUACGCUGUCAGUUUGUUGCCGAGUUGUAAACAAACUCCACGUCUCAACAGCAACGCAAGUUCUAUGUAGUUUUUAAAUCGAAAUGUACAUUGAUAAGGCCAAACGAUGAUUAAAAAGUUGAUUCCAUUAGUUUGCCUUUUUGGCUAUUCAUCAAUUUCAUUCGUGGUGUUUAACAAAGUGUACGAAACGACGCAGCUCGUUAUCGAUGAGGAGUUUCAUUUACGGCAAGGAAAUCAUUACUGCCACGGCCGGUUUCAAGUUUGGGAUCCAAAGAUCACAACAUUUCCUGGUCUAUAUCUGGCGUCCGCAUUGGUACUGAGGCCCCUCGAAGCCUGUUCGGUAUAUAACCUGAGACUAACAUCCUUUAUCGCGGCAAUUAUCAACGUGGUGCUGAUUUAUAAACUGCGACAAAGCUUCCUAAACCAGAAAGGUUACACCACACUACUGCUAGAGACGGCUUCCCUUUCGUUGCUUCCGCCGCUGUAUUUCUUUUCCCAUCUUUACUACACGGAUGUGCUUUCUGUGACGGCCGUACUACUGUUGCUGCUGGCCAGCGAAAGACGUCGGCACAAUUGGGCCGCAUUCUGGGGCUUCUGUGCGGUGCUGAUGCGUCAAACAAACAUCGUAUGGGUUGGAUUUGCGUGUGGCUCACGAGCUAUUGAUUUGCUAGUAGCUCGUGGAAGCUUAAAACAGACAUUACUUUCUCCCAAACGAUGGAUCGAACUUGCUAGUGACAUGAUGGAUCGUUUCUGGGCGUACGCUCUCGUGCUGGGUGGCUUUAUUGCGUUUCUCAUUUGGAAUGGUUCAAUAGUGAUAGGCGAUAAAUCGGCACACGAAGCUGCCGUACAUCUUCCCCAGUUGUUUUAUUUUGUUUUGUUCUUCGCAACAUUCAGCGCUUCUUUAGUACUGCCAGCAGGUAAAACAAUCCUUCGAGCAGUAUUGCGUAAAUGGUAUAUCCUUCUGAUGGUGUUCGUCAUCUUCGGCGGUAUCGUACAUUAUAAUACGAUCGUACAUCCGUACUUAUUGGCCGAUAAUAGACAUUACACAUUCUAUCUAUGGAACCGCUUUUUUGGACGCUGGUGGUACGCAAAGUACUUGCCAGUGCCGGUCUAUACGAUCGGUGGAUUGCUGCUGUGGAGGGCAAGCAUGCAGCAUCAAUCGUACGGGUACCAAUUGCUCUGCACGCUGGCCAUACUAGCAUCAAUAGCGCUACAACAGCUGAUUGAAGUAAGGUACUUUAUUUUACCGUUUCUUGUGUUGCGGUUGCUGCGAAAAGGAGGAACUUCUAGAGGCGCCCUAUUGGUAGAAUUGAUUGCAAACGUUGCUAUCAAUGUAGUAACAUUUGCGCUCUUCUUUCGAAAGGAAAUAAUGUGGGAAAACUAUUUUCAUCCACAGCGUAUAAUGUGGUAAAUCUUUUCGAUGAUCGUUAUGAAGGCUGUGUAUUUAGCACUUAGCCAUAAAAGUCUGAAGUCUGUAAAUCUAAGCAUAAAAUUACAAAUAAAACAUAGACUUUCAAAGUCAGAUGCAACAGGGUGUAACUAUAAACUUCAGCUAUCGUUUGGAUGCAGAAAAUAACAUUUAAAUACGUGGAGAUAAUACCACUAAUAGGGACAAUUUACUAUGCAGAAUUAGUUUUACCUUCAGUUGGUGUCUAGAUUCACAGCAACUCUUGCGUUGUAGUUCCCUCAUAAAGGACUCUCCCGAAAUAUAAUGACAAACCUUCCCAUGAAGCCAUAUGAUAAGCGCGAGUAUGUAUCUUCAUUUGCUGCAAGACUGUUGAUGAAAUUCGAAAUGAUAAAUGAUUUAAAUGAAAGUUUGUUCUUUUUCAUUAAAACAUUUGAAUAGCAGCACUAUUCACGUACGUAAUCCACGGAGUAUGUGGACUAAAGAUGAUCAAUAAAAAGAAACUAAGCGCAGAACAAUUUAUUCCCUAUUUAUUCGGAAUAGCAAGCAGAACGUGCGUCUGUUUAAGGGCGAGUUCGGUAGUUAUAAUUGUAACUUUUGGUUUUGCAAGCGUUCAAUUUCCUUCCAGCAUAAUCCAAUCCAAUAGAAUCUAGCUCUCUGGAAUGCGUUGUAGUCAUUAGAGAGAGAGAGA
Anopheles funestus (African malaria mosquito) is the source of this 2294-nucleotide messenger RNA. RefSeq names its product putative Dol-P-Glc:Glc(2)Man(9)GlcNAc(2)-PP-Dol alpha-1,2-glucosyltransferase (gene Alg10). Gene Ontology annotation, cellular component: endoplasmic reticulum. The coding region runs from base 305 to 1609 and encodes 434 amino acids. Gene Ontology annotation, molecular function: dolichyl pyrophosphate Glc2Man9GlcNAc2 alpha-1,2-glucosyltransferase activity. The transcript has 3 exons. Gene Ontology annotation, biological process: protein N-linked glycosylation; dolichol-linked oligosaccharide biosynthetic process. The record is from RefSeq and is a predicted model, not a curated record. NCBI's taxonomy places the organism in Eukaryota, Metazoa, Arthropoda, Insecta, Diptera, Culicidae.